AUGCUCGCCUCAUUCUCAUUUGCUGCUAUUGUCCUCGCCGCCGUCGCGUCCGUUGACGCCGCCGUCAUUCCUAGAACAAAGGCGCCAGCCCAUUACCUAGAAGGUUAUCUCGAGCCGUAUGAGACCUACCAUACCCGCUACUUGGCCAUCGGCUGCCACAACAACCAUGGGAAGCAGUUCUUCGAUGACUGCUGCCAUCCCAUGUUGGCUACCGAGUCCCUCGAGAAGAACCGCAAAGCCUACUGCGUUCCUUCUCCAGAGGCUUCCUCCUCUGCUCACGCGGCUGAGCCCACUUCUACGGUAACUACGCCUGUCGACCCGAUUGAUGAUUGCGACGACGAUGAGGAAGAAGGCAGUCAUGCUGAUGAAGAAGAUUGUGAUGACGAGGGUAGCCAAGACACACCUGCGCCUCUACCUACACCUGCGCCUGCUCCUUCCUCUGCGCCCGCUCCUGCACCGGCCUCUCAAAAGCCCGCUAGCACUCCCGAGUCCAAGCCUGCUGCCACUCCUGAGUCUAAGCCUUCCCCUACCCCUACCCCUAUCCCAACGCCUGAAGCGUCGCCAGAACCCAAGCCUGAGACUACCGCGAAACCAACAGUCAUUGUUUCGUCGUCUAAGGCCCCUGAGCCUACCAAGUCGAUCGUCGAUGCAGCCGUCGAUACCGUUAAGGAUAUUGUUAAGGGUGGCUUUGCAACUUUCUAUUAUCAGCAUGGCGUCGCCGGUGCUUGCGGAGAUGUUAACCCUGACAGCGCCUUGAUUGCCGCACUGGACUACAGGACUUACGGUGAUACCAGCAAGAAGUCUAGCCACUGUGGUUCCAAAGUCAAUAUCAAGAACACGAAGAACGGCAAAUCCGUCAUAGUCACUGUUGCCGAUGCUUGCCCAACCUGUAAAAACGAAGGCUCCAUCGACUUGUCAACGGCCGCUUUCAACGAAAUCGCAUCGGAAGAUGAGGGCAUCGUCCCCAUCGAAUGGUCUUUCAUUCGAAGCCAUUAA
Messenger RNA from Pleurotus ostreatus (oyster mushroom), 996 nucleotides. RefSeq lists its product as uncharacterized. NCBI's taxonomy places the organism in Eukaryota, Fungi, Basidiomycota, Agaricomycetes, Agaricales, Pleurotaceae. Bases 1 to 996 code for a protein of 331 amino acids. The record is from RefSeq and is a predicted model, not a curated record. The transcript is spliced from 6 exons.